GGACUCUCGGAAGAUCAGAUUCAGAUGCAACAGAUGGCUACCGACUUUGCCGUAAAAGAAAUGCUGCCCAACAUGUGCGAAUGGGAUGAAAAGGAGUACUUUCCGGUGGAGGCUAUGCGCAAAGCAGCGGAGCUCGGAUUCGGAGGCGUCUACAUUUCGGAGGACUACGGAGGUGCUGGCUUGGGUCGCUUGGAUGCUUCAGUCAUUUUUGAAGCCCUCUCUCGUGGAUGUGUCAGCACGACUGCCUACAUCAGUAUCCACAAUAUGGCCUGUUACUUGAUCGACGCCUUUGGAAAUCACGAGCAAAAGCUUAGGUGGCUUCCACAGCUGUGUACGAUGGAAAAGUUUGCGUCCUACUGCCUCACCGAACCGGGCAGUGGCAGCGAUGCUGCGUCGCUGAGCACGACGGCCAAGCGGGACGGUGACGACUACAUCCUGAACGGCAGCAAGGCUUUCAUCAGCGGCUCAGGGACCAGCGACAUCUACGUCAUAAUGGUCCGGACGGGCGGUCCGGGCCCCAAGGGGAUCUCGGCAGUGGUCGUGGAGAAAGGAACGCGCGGACUCAGCUUCGGCAAAAAGGAGAAGAAGCUUGGCUGGAACACGCAGCCGACGCGAAUGGUGAUCCUGGAAGACUGUCGAGUUCCUGUGGCCAAUCGUUUGGGUGAAGAGGGCCAGGGAUUCCAGUUUGCCAUGAAGGGGCUGGACGGAGGUCGCGUCAACAUUGCGUCGUGUUCAAUGGGGGCCGCAGCCGCCAGCAUUGACGUUGCCAUCGAGCACAUGAAGGUUCGGAAGCAGUUUGGAAAGCCCCUGGCAGCAUUUCAGCACCACCAGUUCUUGCUGGCCAAGAUGGCCACAGCGUUGCAGACAUCUCGUCUGAUCGUGCGCAAGGCGGCAGAGUCCAUUGACCUCGACUCUCCUUACAAGACUGCUUUGUGUGCCAUGGCAAAGCUGCACGGCACAGAGGCAGGAUUUAAGGUUACGAACCAGGCGCUACAGAUGAUGGGAGGCUAUGGUUUCAUCAAGGAGUAUCCGAUUCAGCAGUAUCUACGGGACUUGAGGGCUCACCUCAUCAUAGAGGGUACAAACGAAAUGAUGCAACUGGUGAUCUCCAGAGACAUUCUUAGGGACUGAGGGAAGGUCGUUUCGGAGCAUUCAUGGUUUCGUCCAGUGCCGUUUUCAGAUAUGGAUAAGGACGGAGAACCACUUUGCUGUUAGAAACUGCUGUUUCAGGAUGUAGAAUCUUCGUGCUGUCUGGUGAUCGCUGUGAGACACUGUGCUCACAAGUCUGGAAAACUUCGUUUCUCUCUCCUUGGCGGCUCUGUCAGAGAGUCGCGACAUAAGUGAAAGUCAGAAGUUAAACUUACAAAUAAUGGUUACAACAUUAUUGGUCACAGCAGCGUUAUGGGCAUCAGCAUUACUGUAGGUUUCAAAAAACAAUUUAUGGUCCAAAUUAAACAUUUUACAAAGUUUA
Messenger RNA from Ixodes scapularis (black-legged tick), 1471 nucleotides. RefSeq names its product isobutyryl-CoA dehydrogenase, mitochondrial-like. Gene Ontology annotation, molecular function: acyl-CoA dehydrogenase activity; flavin adenine dinucleotide binding. Lineage: Eukaryota; Metazoa; Arthropoda; Arachnida; Ixodida; Ixodidae. The record is from RefSeq and is a predicted model, not a curated record. The annotation marks the transcript as partial. The transcript has 10 exons.